Messenger RNA from Mangifera indica (mango), 4760 nucleotides. RefSeq lists its product as uncharacterized. The record is from RefSeq and is a predicted model, not a curated record. Bases 194 to 4351 code for a protein of 1385 amino acids. The transcript is spliced from 9 exons. Lineage: Eukaryota; Viridiplantae; Streptophyta; Magnoliopsida; Sapindales; Anacardiaceae.
AAUUUUCAGGCCCAGGUUUUAGACCGACUAUGAGUCCAACCUGACCCGACUAGCUAUUCCUUCCUAGGGUUACUCUUCCCUGCAGUCUGCUACACACUAAAGUCUCAUGUUUACUUCUUUCUCCUUUAGUCCAGAACAGAGAUGGUUAGGGUUUAGGGGUUUUACGUUGAUGAAAGACUAACUGCAAUCAAAAAUGGCAGUGGAAGGUUCAGAAAAGCAGGCGCCGGUGAAUCCCUGCUGUCAAUUGUGGAGAAAUAGGUGCUCUCAGCUACAAGAGAAGCGGAGCGCAUUGCGCCAAGCUCUGAAGCUUUUCGAGCAACAACUUGAUAAGGUUCAAGCUGAAAAUCUCUCUCUCAAGAAAGCAUGUGAAGAAGAGCGGGCGCGUGCAGAAGUUGAGAAAGUGGGAAGAGAGCAAGAAUUGGCUGCAAGAGAUUCAUUGGAGAAUGAGAUAUCUGCCUUGAAGUCUGAAAUUUCUAUAUUACAAAAGAGAGGAAGAUCGCAUGCUGAAGAUAAGAGUGAGGAUGUGAAACUCCUGCAAGUUUGUAUUUCUGACAGGGAAAAAGAAAUAAAUCGGCUGAAAGAGCUGCUUGAGAAAGAGAAAAAAAGGGCAGAUUCUGAAAAGAAGAAUGCUGAAGCAGAGAAGAAGAGAGCUACUGAAGCAUGGAAAUAUGUUAAAGUGGAAAAGAGUAAAGCUGAUGAAGAAAGGAAGUUAGCAAAUACUAAAGGAGAGAAGGCUAAGGAAUAUAGGUUACAGUUGGAGGCAAUGAGUAAAGAGGUUGAUGAUACUAAAGCGAAAUUACAUUCUGUGACAUUAAAGUUGGCUGAGGGAAACAAAAAACUUGAAGCUGAAAAACAGAAGGCAACCAAAGAGAGAAAACAUGCAGAUGCAGAGAUGAAUAAAGCACAGGAGCUAAGAAAGCUAGCAGAAGCCAAUCGGAAUCAGGCUGAGACAGAAAAAUGUCGUGCUGAAAGUUUGUCUCUGCAGUUGGAAGAGACUAGACAUAGAGUUCAGAAAGAAAAAUGCUUGUCCAAUCAGCUUUCCCAACGGUUAGAAGAAGCUACAGGAAAGAUUGAUGAAUUGCAGAAGCAGAUAUAUGUCCUUCAGUCCUGUAGAAAAAUGAUCAAGGCUUCUGCUGUUUCACCUGAAAAGCAUUUGAAUGCUGACUCUGGGAAAAUGAAGCUUAUGAAAAAACAAUUGAAGUUUGAAAAAAUGCAAGUAAAGCAUGCCAAACAAGUGGCUAAGUUGGAGAAACGACAUAAUAUUAUUCUGCGAGAAGUACUAUGUCGCUUGAAGUUGGAUCUUGUUCAAUUUUCUGAUCGCCUAGAUUUAGUGGAUAAAUGCUUCUCGCUCAAGGCUGAAGGUAUAGAUAAUCUGGUAAAGGAAAAGGUUAUGGAACAACCAAACAUGCAAACAUUGAAGGAAGAAGUCAUUGGUGUAGAGCCAUUUCAGAGUUACCUUCAAAGUGAAAAUGAACUUCUAAAGCCUUGUUACCGGACUAGUGCUGCCUUUGGUCCUCUUAGGCAAACACUUCAAUGUCUUGUGCCAUCACAGUCCUUAUCUGGAGGGAACUGUUGUGAAUCCUUUUCAGGUAUUGAUUCUAAAGAUUCUAAAUUGGAGUCUCUGGUUGGAGGCUCUAGCCGAAAAAUGUUACAGAGUUGUGCAAUAAAUUCCAGUUCGGCUUCUUUUUCUGAUGGACUAUUCAUGGGCUCUCAGGGAAAAGGUGCUUCUUCUGUCACCACAUGCUCAAAAUUUAUGGAAGAGAGCUUGAAUGCUCAGCCAACAAUUUCCAAUAUGUCUGGUGAAGUUAACAAAAUGAGAUGCAAGAAAAAUCUUGCUGUGGUCACUGAAGAUAAUGUUAGAAGUCCUCUUAAAAUUUCUGGCAUUGGAAAUGGCAAUGGAUUUAAUAAGAAGAGAAAGAGAUCACUUGAUGCAAUUGAAUCCAUUGAAUUGUUGCACUCAGAGGGUAAGCAGUUGCAUCUACAGAUGGAAGAGAAGCUGUCUGAUUUUCAUUGUAAGUUAAACAGACAAGUUGGUGAAUCCUUGGAAGAGGCAAAUAAUAUAGUACCUAAACUUCAAGAGAAUUCAUUUGUCAAGCAUGAGCGGUGCCACAAGAAGAAAAAGACAUCACAUAAAGAGACUGUAGGUAUUCAGUAUUUGUUGAGUACUGAUGAACGGAAGAAGACACAGAAAGUUGGUGGUAAUAUCCAUGAAGAUGCAAAUCUGUCUAGAGAAGUUUGCCAAUCUACUAUUGGUCCAAUAGGAUCUGCAUGGCCAUGUGCAGAGCUUAUUAAUGAUUCAAUUAUUAGUGACGUGCAAACAAAUGAAAAAUUUGAGGAAAUGGCAGAUGGAGAUUUUAUGAAAUUGCUGGACUUGGAUAAUCCUGUUGAUGAGGAAUGUUACAGAACAGCAAUGGAAAUGCCUCUGUCGCCUACUCUUCCUGAGAUUGAGUUUCAGGGUGCUGAAACAUCUGAAAUGAGUAAAUCUGAACCUUUGGCUGAAAAAAAUUUGUACAACGGUUUAUCUGAUGAAAAAGAAAAUAUGGUGCCUUCUUGCAGUUUUGAAGUCAUCAAUGCUGAGAUUAAUUCCAAUGAUUUAAAGAAAUGUAUUUCUACUUCAUUAUUGUAUGAGAAUGAAGGUCCUGUCGAUUCCUAUGAACCUCAAGGGGGUAAUGAUAAUGGUUUUCAUGGUAAUAAGCAAGCAGGAAAAGCUUGUGAUCAUCUGUUUGAGGACUUUGGAUUGGAUGGGGUAAUAUCUGAUCCAUUUAGAUCUAGAGAUGGAGUUGUGCCUUUUGAAAGUGAAGUUGGACCUGCAUGUAAUAAUGUUUCUAACCUCUUCAUUGUACUAGGUGAUUUUAAGGACAAUAGCAGUAUAUCCAGAAUAUAUUGUGCCACAAAAUCUUGUAUGGAUCGAUGCUUGUUGGUUACUCAAACAGAGUGGAUAUUGCAAAAGCUUUUGCUUGCUCUUAAAAUGGAAGAAAAUUUGCUUUCAAAGGAAAAAGCCUCUGUAUUAUUUUCACUGUUACUUCUCAACUUCUCAAUCACCGCUCCAGGACAGCCUGGGAACAUUUUGAGUAGGGAUUUCACGGUCUGCUCAGAUUCUUUUGCCAGACAUGUUCAUGCAGUAAUGUCUGAUGCUGAGGCAAGAAGCAUGCUAGAAGAUUUAAGUUUGGAUGAGCUGCUCAGUCUCAUUGAGGAUUUCCUAGUGGAUGGAAGAGUCAUGAAAUGCACUGAUGGAUCUUCUGCAACAUUGAGCGAAAGUAAUUCAAAAGUCAAUGUCCAUCUAGAUGGUGCAAAUGCAAUGUUCUCAUUUGAAGCAGCUUCAGCUGACCAGGUGGUAGCAGGGAGCAUUAUAUUGGCAUCAAUAUCUGCAUCAACCAAUCACAUUGCUUAUAUUAGUGAGGCUGCAUACAAUGUUUCUCGGACACACAGGAAUGAUCCUCCCCUGUUGCUGACCGUUCUUCACAUUUUGGCUUACUUGGGUGGGGAAGAGUUCGUUACCUUGGCAAAAGACAAUUUAACAAUGACUGUAGUGAAAUCAAUAGUCACAUAUCUUGAGAGAAGAAGUGUACAAUCUGCUGAAACUUCUUGUCUUCCAUCUACAAGUGAUUUUCAAACUGAGUUCCUUCCCUGUGUUGAAUGCCCAUUUGCAAAGGAUGCAGUUUCUGUAGAUUUUGCCAUAUCAUUGCUCCUGGAAAAGCUUAAGAGGUGUACUCAGUCUGAGACCGUGAAUGUCCUAUUCCAUGAGGACGAAACUGAACAAAUUUGCCAAGACCUUUGUAAUAUUUGUGACAUGAAGGAUGAUGAAUCAUGCUCCUUGAAAAAGUAUGAGAUGCCCACUUUCCAAUCAGAAUCUGUUGUCAAUAUGACUUUGUGCCAUGUCACUGAUGUUUUGUCGUUGAUGGAACUGCUUGCAUGCAACAUGAGAUGGGAUUGGACAUGCACUAAAAUAAUCCCUGAGCUGUUGAGGAUGUUGGAAUCACCCAUGCAGGAGAGCUUCACGGUAGCCAUUGUCAUUCUUCUUGGGCAGCUUGGAAGACUUAGAGUUAAUGCUUGUGGGUAUGAAGAUAAGGAAGUUGAGAGCUUCAGAAGCAAAUUGUCCACCUUUCUGUGGCGGGAUACUGCCACUAGAGCUAGUCUUCCUGUUCAAAUUGCCAUUGUUUCUGCUCUGCUUGGGCUUCUUUCUCUGGAUUUUGAGCAAAUCAUUAAGACUAACAAGGAGUAUUCAACCAUUGCAAGUCAGUCAAUUCCAGCAGCUGAUCAUAUAAAGAAAUGGUUUUCAUCUCUGAGCAACAAGAAUCAGGCCUUGUCAUUUAGCCUCUUGCAGUGCCCUGAUUUUGCUACAAAACCCUGAAUUUAUAACUCCAGAACCGUAUGUAUAUCUACCUUCUGGGUACCCAGCAUUUUGAAGUGGGAUGGAUGCCUUUAUUGAAGUUAUGUCUAUUAUGAACUAUGAUCAAAACUGAAAAUUUUGAUGGAUUCUACUAUCAAGAACAGAGUUGCUUCUCGGAAACUAUGAUUUUGAAUCACCAGAGAAAUUUUGAAAAAAAGUUGAUGAAGUCUUUUGUGCUUCAUUCCUCUUAAGUAAAUUUGUAGAUUUUGUUAGUCUUCAUGUAAUAAAAUUUUGUAUUUCUGAUGCUUUGCAAUGUUCAAGCUAGGUAUCUACCUUUGGUCAAGUUUUAUUCUUAUGGAACUGAGUUUUGGCCUGAACUUCCUGUAAUUUUCUAUGAAUCAUUAAAUUUCUGAGUUUAAAUUUGUGAAAA